Molecule: messenger RNA, 1300 nt
Organism: Euleptes europaea (tarantolino)
Lineage: Eukaryota; Metazoa; Chordata; Lepidosauria; Squamata; Sphaerodactylidae
Gene: HOMER2
Product: homer scaffold protein 2
Exons: 9
Coding region: 1-1182 (393 amino acids)
Biological process (GO): regulation of store-operated calcium entry; protein phosphorylation; G protein-coupled glutamate receptor signaling pathway
Cellular component (GO): dendrite; postsynaptic density; plasma membrane
Molecular function (GO): protein serine/threonine kinase activity; G protein-coupled glutamate receptor binding; ATP binding
Source: RefSeq, a predicted model, not a curated record
AUGUGCGAGGUGGGCACCCGCCCGGCGCUGCCCGCCGGGGAGCGGGGCGGCGGCGAGACCCCUCCGGGCAGCGCGCUGUCGCCGCCCGCCCUGCCGCCGGGGGAGAAGUGCCGGGAGAUGGGAGAGCAGCCCAUCUUCACCACCAGAGCGCAUGUCUUCCAAAUUGACCCCGCCACCAAGAAGAACUGGGUUCCUGCCAGCAAGCAGGCCGUAACUGUUUCCUACUUCUAUGACAGCACAAGGAACAGCUAUCGGAUAAUCAGUGUGGAUGGAGCCAAGGUAAUUAUAAAUAGCACCAUCACACCUAACAUGACCUUUACUAAAACAUCACAGAAGUUUGGUCAGUGGGCUGAUAGCAGAGCGAACACCGUGUUUGGGUUGGGAUUUUCUUCUGAACAACAGCUAUCAAAGUUUGCAGAGAAAUUUCAAGAAGUCAAAGAAGCUGCCAGACUAGCGCGAGACAGAUCUCAAGAAAAAACCGAGACAUCCAGCAACCAUUCUCAGGAAUCGGGCCGGGAUACUCCAUGUUCCACUCGGGCAUCCAGUGUGAAUGGCACAGAUGAUGAGAAGGCGUCACACGGCACCCCUUCAGACGCACAACUGAAGACGGAGAAUGACAAACUGAAACUUGCACUAGCCCAAAGUUCCUCUAAUGUAAAGAAGUGGGAAACAGAACUGCAGACUCUUCGGGAGAGCAACGCCCGGCUGGCUUCCGCACUGCAGGAAUCCGCUGCCAGCAUAGAGCACUGGAAAAACCAGUUUUCCAUUUGCAAAGAAGAGAACGAUCAGCUUCAGAGCAAGAUUGAAGAGCUGGAAGAACAAUGCAGCGAGCUAGACAAGGAGAGAGAGCGAAAUGUGCAGCUCAGCAGGCGACUCCAGGACCUGGAAACUGAACUUCAAGACAAGGAGAUGGAACUGGAAGAUCUUCGGAAACAGGGUGAAGUCAUACCACAGCUCAUGACAGAAUGUGAAUCGUUGUCUCACAAGCUGCAGGCUGCUGAGACAAGGAAUCAAGACCUUGAGGAGAAAGUCAGAGCUCUGCAGACAGAGGUGGAAGACAGCCGGCACAGGCAAAACAACCUUAAGACUGAUUUACAGACUUUUUUAGACGUACUAGAUGGAAAGAUCGAUGAAUUACACGAUUUCCGGCAAGGACUAUCUAAACUGGGUAUUGACAAUUAGAGGGGGGGGGGAUUUGUAAGUUUAACAUGGGGGGGGUCUUGUUUAACCCGAAAUGUCUCUUUCUCAAAAGGCAAUUAGAGUAUCCUUCUUGUUUGUAAUGUAAUUUGUAUAUAGAAGC